Messenger RNA from Molossus molossus (Pallas's mastiff bat), 4860 nucleotides. It is a transcript of the gene PLEKHG3, whose product is annotated as pleckstrin homology and RhoGEF domain containing G3. The transcript has 19 exons. The record is from RefSeq and is a predicted model, not a curated record. Bases 78 to 4232 code for a protein of 1384 amino acids. Lineage: Eukaryota; Metazoa; Chordata; Mammalia; Chiroptera; Molossidae. Gene Ontology annotation, molecular function: guanyl-nucleotide exchange factor activity.
GCACCGUGCGUGCCGGACUCGCGCACCGCCGCCGCUGGAAUCCCCCCGGAGUGCCCCCGCCAGGCAGCGAUGCCAGGAUGCCCGUCUCUGCCUCUCUCCGCCAGGACGGCAGCCAGGAGCGACCCGUGAGCCUGACCUCCAACGUGAGCCUGACCUCCAACGCGUCCUCAUCAGGCUCCUCUCGAGACAGCCGAGGCACCAUGGAGGAGCCCAGUGGCCCUGAGCCCUUGGCCACGAACGGGGCAGGCUCCCCACGCAGCCGGCACCCCCCGAACAGUAACAACAACUCCAGCAGCUGGCUGAACAGGAAGGGACCCCUUUCCCCAUUCAACAGCCGGGCAGCGGCGGCGCCGGGGCACAAGCUGAGCUACCUGGGCCGCGUGGUGCGGGAAAUCGUGGAAACGGAGCGCAUGUACGUGCAGGACCUGCGCAGCAUCGUGGAGGACUACCUCUUGAAGAUCAUCGACACACCCGGGCUGCUGAAGCCAGAACAAGUCAGCGCCCUCUUUGGGAACAUAGAAAACAUCUAUGCACUGAACAGCCAGCUACUCAGAGACCUGGACAACUGCAAUAGUGACCCCGUGGCUGUGGCCAGCUGCUUUGUGGAAAGGAGUCAAGAGUUUGAUAUCUACACCCAGUAUUGCAACAACUACCCCAACUCGGUGGCCGCCCUGACGGAAUGCAUGCGGGACAAGCAGCAGGCCAAGUUCUUCCGGGACCGGCAGGAGCUGCUACAGCACUCACUGCCCUUGGGCUCCUACCUGCUAAAGCCAGUCCAGCGCAUCCUCAAGUACCACCUGCUGCUCCAGGAAAUUGCUAAACAUUUUGAUGAGGAAGAGGAUGGUUUCGAGGUGGUGGAGGAUGCCAUUGACACCAUGACCUGCGUGGCCUGGUACAUCAAUGACAUGAAGAGGAGGCAUGAGCACGCUGUUCGGCUCCAGGAGAUUCAGUCGCUGCUCAUUAACUGGAAGGGGCCGGACCUGACCAUCUACGGGGAGCUUGUCCUGGAGGGCACAUUCCGCGUGCACCGUGUGCGGAAUGAGAAGACCUUCUUCCUCUUUGACAAAGCGCUGCUCAUCACCAAGAAGCGGGGCGAUCACUUCGUCUACAAGGGUCACAUCCCGUGCUCCUCCCUGAUGCUGAUCGAAAGUACCAGAGACUCCCUGUGCUUCACCGUCACCCACUAUAAGCACAGCAAGCAGCAGUACAGCAUCCAGGCCAAAACAGUGGAGGAGAAACGGACCUGGACUCACCACAUCAAGAGGCUCAUUCUGGAGAACCACCACACCACCAUCCCACAGAAGGCCAAGGAAGCCAUCUUGGAAAUGGACUCCUGCUAUCCCAAUCGGUACCGCUACAGCCCAGAGCGCCUGAAGAAGGCUUGGUCCUCCCAGGAUGAGGUGUCCACCCACGUGCGCCAGGGGCGCCGGCAGUCUGAGCCUGGUCAGCCCCUGUGCAGCCGGGCAACACUCCCCAGCAGGCAGCGAGGCAUCGUGGUGCCAGGCCUUGAGGGCCGUAGAAAGUCGGAGCCAACCAGGCACCUGCUCAGGCAACUCAGCGACAAAGCAGCCAGAGUGGCAGGAAUGAAGCAUGCAGGCAGUGCUGGCGCUCUCCUGGACUCCGGGCCGCCCUCCCGUGCUCGGGCCCUGCAGCCGGAGGCUCAGGGGGCUGCCCGGGAGGAGCAGGAGGAGGAGGAGCAGGAGGAGGUGGUGGAGGAGGACGAGGAGGAGGAGGCCUUUCAGGUCACUCUGGAGGACCUGGCAGGGCGAGAAGGCAGCAAGAAGGGGUCUGGGCCAGAGCCCCCAGGCUCAGAGGAAGAGGAGGAGGAGGAGGAGAGCCUGGCAGUGGCGGAGCAGGUAGCCGACUUUGCCAGCUCCCUGCUGGCCGCCCUCCACUGCUGGCACUAUCGGGCCAACGCUUUACUUUUCUCCCGGGGUGCUAUGGGGAAGGGGCGCAGGGAGUCUGAAGGCCCCAAGAGCUGCAGGAGGCCCGGCGGCCGGUCUCCAGCCAGUGCUGAGAAGUGCAUGAGCUUCGAGUCCGUCUCCUCCCUGCCUGAGGUUGAGCCAGACCCCGAGCCUGGGGCAGAGCAGGAGGUGUUUGCUGCCGUGGAAGGUCCCAGCGCUGAGGAGAUAGCCUCAGACGCAGAGUCUCCGGAGGUCCUGGGAACACAGCCUGGCGCCCAUCAGGAGCUGCUGGGGCUGGACCACCUGAGUGACAUGGUGGACUUCGUGGUGGCCAAGAGCACCAAGGACAUUAAGGCCUUGAGCAGUGAGGAGGAGGAGGAGGAGGAGGAGGAGGAGGAGGAGGAAGAGGAAGAGGAGGAAGAGGAGGAAAUGGGUGCUGCCCAGGAGCCCGAGAGCCUCCUGCCGCCCUCUGUGCUGGACCAGGCCAGCGUCAUUGCUGAGCGGUUCGUCAGCAGCUUCUCUCGGCGGAGCAGCCUGGCCCUGGAGGACGGCAAGUCCACCGGCUUCGGGACCCCGAGGCUGACCAGCCGGAGCAGCAGUGUGCUCAGCCUGGAGGGCAGCGAGAAGGGCCUGGCCCGGUGUGGCAGCACCACAGACUCCCUUAGCUCUCAGCUCCCCCUGGAAGUGGACCUCAGUGUGGAGGUGGCCCUAGAGAGUGGCCCUCCUGUCAAUGGGACGGAGCCCCCAAGCCCGGGCUGCUCAGUGGAGACCGACAGGUCUUCCUGCAAAAAGAAGGAAUUGAUGCUCUCCACUCGAGACCGGCUGCUGUUGGACAAAAUCAAGAGCUACUAUGAAAAUGCCGAGCACCAUGAUGCAGGCUUUAGCAUCCGGCGCCGGGAGAGCCUCUCCUACAUCCCCAAAGGCCUGGUGAGAAACUCAGUCUCCAGGUUCAACAACCUUCCCAGGCAGGACCCAGAGCCAGUGGCCCCAUUGGGGCACAAGAGACAGUUGGGUGCCAGGCCGGCUUCAUGGGCCCUGUUUGACCUCCCAGGACCAGGCCCGGCGGGUGCAGGUGCUGGGGACCCAGCUCCUAUCACAGACACGGAGUUCCGCCCGUCUUCAGAGAUUGUGAAGAUCUGGGAGGGGAUGGAGUCUUCGGGGGGGAGCCCUCAGAAGGGGCCAGGCCAAGGCCAGGCCAAUGGCUUUGACCUGCAUGAGCCGCUCUUCAUCCUGGAGGAGCAUGAGCUGGGAGCCAUCACGGAAGAGUCGGCAGCUGCCUCACCGGAGAGCACCUCCCCCACCCAGCGGCCGAGCCCGGCCCACCUGGCGCGGGAGCUGAAGCAGCUGGUGAAGGAGCUGAGCAGCGGCUCCCAGGGAGAGCUGGUGGCCCCGCUGCACCCCCGCAUCGUGCAGCUCUCCCACAUGAUGGACAGCCACGUGAGUGAGCAAGUCAAGAACAAGGUCUACCAGCUGGCCCGCCAGUACAGCCUCCGGAUUAAGAGCAAGAUGGGGACAGCCAGGCCACCGCUGCAGUGGGAAGACGCAGCUUCCACCAUUCCCCGCCUGCAGGAGGAGGUUGGAGUGCAGUCGGGUGGCAAAGGUAGGAGAAGGCCGGUGCUGUCCCUGCUCCACAAGCAGCUGCUGGUCCCGGAGCACAGCCCGCCUAAGCCCUGCGCUGCCGGGGAGACGGCGCUGCGGAGUUUCUCCUUCAGCCCCUCUGCUGCCAACUCGAGGACCCCUUCUCCGGGGGCCCGGCCCCCCACGCGAAGCCCCCUCAGCCCCUUGGACACUGAGACCUUCGACUGGCCUGACGUCCGCGAGCUCUGCUCCAAGUACUCCUCCCAGGAUGAGGCGGCCCAGGCUGAGGGCCGCCGGCCCCGCGGGCCACCCGUCAACCGGAGCCACUCAGUGCCGAACAUGGUGGAGCCCCCUCUGUCGGGCAGGGUGGGCCGCUGCUGCAGCCUGAGCGCCAAGAGGGGCCGUGCAGGCCCAGAGGCCGCCCAGCCCCCGCCCCCCAGGGGCCUGCCCCAAGGCAGGCCAGACAGAGAGGAGGCCCUGCACGUCACCGCCGACCUCACCCUGGAGGACAACCGGCGGGUGAUCGUCAUGGAGAAGGGGCCCCAGCCUGGCCCCGCUGUGGGGCUGGAGGGGAGCAGUGGCCCAGGACCAAGCUCACCCCCAGCCAUGGCGGGGCAGGGCCAGGAUUCGCAGGAGUUUGCAGAGUACCGGCCGAAGGGAGAGGGUCCCAGGGACCCAGUGGACCCCAACCAGCAAGGCCGAGUGAGGAACCUGAGGGAGAAAUUCCAGGCCUUGAACUCUGUGGGUUGACUCUUGAGUCCCGGGGGAGGGAGAGCUGGGGACAGGGAGGGCCCUUGGCAUAUGCCUACAAGCCUGGGCCCUCGGAAAGGCUGUGCCUGGGAAGACGGCUCCGUAUACGCAGCAGGUGCAUGGCGACCUUCCACAGGCCCAGAUGAGCCCUCUUCCCUCUCCGGCCAGUGUGGCCACUUGCCUUGUAUAUAGUUCUCUGGUAAGAAGCCAAAUAUUUAAGCUCACCUCUUCCCAGGGAGAGCAAGCCCUGCUCAGGCCUCCGGCGUUGGCUGGCCACUGCCAGACGGGAGCCCAGACAGACGCCGCGGCACGGUGGCCCGGAGAGGCUCGGCUCUCUAACUGCCUCUCCUUAGGGUCCAGGCAGGACCGAAGUCCGUAAUUUAUUGCUUUCCAUCCUGGGGUGUGUCUGUGCGCCCGCGUGAGUGUGUUUUCUGUCGUUGAUUCCCCUCCCGGGAAGAAUGUAACGGACUCAUUCAGGUACUUGUGUGGGUUGUCUCGCUGACCCUGUGGUUUUCGCUAAUGUACACACAUUUCAUUAUUUGCCAAUGGUGCAAUAACCACUGCUGACCAACCGACCUGUGUGUGGCCUCAUCACCGGGCCUGGCGGGAUGGGGAGAGCUGGCCGUGC